Molecule: messenger RNA, 6870 nt
Organism: Xenopus tropicalis (tropical clawed frog)
Lineage: Eukaryota; Metazoa; Chordata; Amphibia; Anura; Pipidae
Gene: dscaml1
Product: Down syndrome cell adhesion molecule like 1
Exons: 33
Coding region: 113-6244 (2043 amino acids)
Cellular component (GO): membrane; synapse; plasma membrane
Source: RefSeq, a predicted model, not a curated record
GAGGAGCUGCCAGUGUUCAGGAGCAGUGAGGGCUGAAGAGCGCUGAGCGAGGAGGGACAGCUUGGGAUCUGAUGAGGGAUUCACACCCCGGCUUAUCCCCUCUCUUUAUGGAAUGUUGCUGGUAACUCUCUCCCUGCUGUGUUCUGUGCAUUUAGCUCAUUUGGAGGAUGCUGGCACAAGUUUAUAUUUUGUGAACACUUCUUUGCUGCAGAUCACAUUCUCAAGCACUGUGGGGGUGUUCAUCCCCUGCCCGGCUGCCGGAUCCCCUAGUGCAACCCUUCGAUGGUACCUUGGGACAGGAGAUGACAUUUAUGAUGUGCCACACAUUAGGCAUGUACAUGCCAAUGGCACACUUCAGCUGUACCCUUUCUCCCCGUCCGCUUUCAAUAGCUUUAUACAUGACAAUGACUAUUUCUGCACAGCCGAGAACUCCGCAGGCAAGAUUCGGAGUCCGAACAUUCGUGUCAAAGCAGUUUUCAGGGAACCAUAUACCGUUCGAGUGGAGGAUCAGCGCGCCAUGCGGGGAAGCGCAGCUGUCUUUAAGUGCCUCACCCCUCCCUCUGUGCAGGAAUAUGUUAGUGUGGUGUCCUGGGAAAAGGAUACUGUGUCUCUCACAUCAGAGGGUAGGUUUGUUACCUCCCCUUCAGGUGCUCUGUAUAUCUUGGAUGUACAGAAGGAAGAUGCCCUGUCCACAUAUCGCUGCAUCACAAGGCAUCGCUACAGCGGGGAGACACGACAGAGCAAUGGUGCACGGCUUCUUGUUUCAGAUCCUGCCGAGUCUGUCCCUGUGCUGCUUGAUGGGUUUCAGUCACAAGAAGCUCUUGUGGGGGAAACCGUGGAACUGCCUUGCAUUGCAUCAGGAUAUCCUAACCUAGCUAGCCGCUGGAUUAAAGAUGGCCGCCCAGUGCCAUCUGACAGUCGAUGGAGCAAACGCAGCACUGGUUUGAGUAUGGCUGAUCUGAGACUCGAGGAUAGUGGCACCUACAUUUGUGAAAUUACAAACAGCUUUGGCUCUGCAGAAGUCACUGGUACAUUGACUGUCAUAGAGCCUCUCCGUGUGACUCUUUCUCCUAAAAAGCUAAAAACUGGAAUUGGUAGCACAGUCAUUUUAUCUUGCUCUCUCAGUGGAUCUCCAGGUUACAUUGUGCGCUGGUACCGGAACACAGAGCACAUUGAGGCAGAUGAAUUUAUCUCCAUCCGUGGGGCAGAUAAUGAAACACUAGUGAUAAGCAGUGCUCAGAAGAGCCACUCAGGGGCAUACCAGUGCUUUGGAACCCGCAAGAAACAAACUGCACAGGACUUUGCUAUUGUAGUUUUAGAGGAUGGUACACCUCGCAUCCUCUCCUCCUUCAGUGAGAAAGUAAUGAACCCAGGGGAGCAAUUUUCACUAAUGUGCUCAGCCAAGGGAGCUCCACCACCCACCAUAACCUGGACCCUGGAUGAUGAACCCAUCCAACGGGACUCUGGACACCGCUCUAAUCAGUAUACCACUGCUGAUGGUAGCACAGUCAGUUACAUGAAUGUGAGCAGCCCACAGAUCCUGGAUGGGGGGGUGUACAGAUGUGCCGCUCGCAACUCUGUGGGGAGUGCAGAGUAUCAAGCUCGAAUAAACGUAAGAGGACCUCCGAGUAUCCGACCCAUGAAGAAUCUGACAGCAGUGGCAGGAAGAGACAGCUUCAUUCACUGCCGAGUCAUCGGUUAUCCCUACUAUUUCAUCAGUUGGUACAAGGAUUCUCUUUUGUUGCCCGAUAACCACAGACAAGUGGUAUUUGAGAAUGGGACUCUGAUGCUGAGCGAUGUUCAGAAAGGGAUGGAUGAAGGAGAAUAUCUAUGCAGUGUACUCAUACAACCUCAGCUCUCAAUCAGCCAAAGUGUCCAUGUUACUGUCAAAGUGCCCCCACUGAUCCAGCCUUUUGAGUUUCCUCCUGCUUCCAUCGGACAACUGCUUUACAUUCCUUGUGUGGUGUCUUCGGGGGAUAUGCCUAUUCGUAUUACUUGGCGUAAAGAUGGACAGGUGAUUGUUUCCGGAUCUGGAAUUACUAUUGAAACCAAGGAGUUUAUGAGCUCCCUGCAGAUUUCCAGCGUGUCACUCAAGCACAAUGGGAAUUACACUUGUAUAGCAAGUAAUGAUGCAGCCACUGUGAGCCGGGAGAGACAGCUUAUUGUAAGAGUGCCACCCAGAUUUGUGGUUCAGCCAAACAAUCAGGAUGGAAUCUAUGGCAAAGCUGGAGUACUGAAUUGCUCAGUGGAUGGAUACCCUCCUCCAAAAGUUGUGUGGAAGCAUGCUAAGGGAAGUGGGAACCCCCAACAAUACCACCCUGUGCCACUAACUGGCCGCAUCCAGAUUCUUCCUAACAGCUCCCUUCUUAUCCGUCAUGUGCUAGAGGAGGAUAUUGGUUAUUACCUUUGCCAGGCAAGCAAUGGAGUGGGCACUGACAUCAGCAAGUCUAUGUUCCUUACCGUGAAGAUACCAGCAAUGAUCACUUCUCACCCAAAUACAACUAUUGCCAUCAAAGGUCAAACGAAAGGCCUUAACUGCACAGCACGAGGAGAACGCCCCAUUAUAAUCCGCUGGGAAAAAGGAGAUACAGUGAUAGACCCAGACAGGAAUUUACGCUACCUAAUUGCUACCAAGGACAGCGGGGAUGAGGUUAUCUCCACUCUGACGCUUAAGCCAGCAGAAAGAGGGGACUCUGUGUUUUUUUCGUGCCAUGCAAUAAACUCAUAUGGAGAAGACAGAGGCCUGAUACAACUUACUGUGCAAGAGCCUCCUGAUCCCCCUGAGCUGGAGGUCCGGGAAGUGAAGGCUCGUAGCAUGAAUCUACGCUGGACUCAGAGAUUUGAUGGAAACAGCAUUAUAACAGCUUUUGAUAUUGAGUAUAAGAAUAAAUCAGAUUCCUGGGAAUUUAAGCAGUCCACUCGUAAUAUAUCACCCAUCAUCAACCAAGCCAACAUAGUUGAUUUGCAUCCAGCGUCAGUGUACAGCAUACGCAUGUAUUCAUUUAACAAGAUUGGCCGUAGUGAGCCCAGCAAAGAGCUUACAAUCAGCACAGAAGAGGCAGCUCCUGAUGGUCCACCCAUGGAUGUCACCUUACAGCCAUUGACAUCACAAAGUAUACAAGUAACCUGGAAGGCCCCCAGGAAAGAACUACAGAAUGGUGUAAUUCGGGGUUACCAAAUUGGUUAUCGGGAGAAUGGGCCUGGCAGUAAUGGCCAGUAUAGUAUUGUGGAGAUGAAGGCCACCGGGGAUGCAGAGGUAUACACAUUGGACAACAUGAAGAAGUUUGCACAGUAUGGAGUUGUUGUUCAGGCGUUCAAUCGAGCCGGAACUGGUCCAUCCUCAACUGAAAUUAAUGCUACCACUCUGGAAGAUGUUCCAAGUAAGCCCCCAGAGAAUGUCCGAGUUCUGUCAAUCACUUCUGAUGUGGCAGUCAUCUCCUGGUCUGAGCCUCCUCGCAACUCUCUCAAUGGUGUAUUGAAAGGAUACAGAGUCAUAUUCUGGUCUCUAUAUCCAGAUGGGGAAUGGGGGGAGAUGCAGAAUAUAACCACUCCUCGAGAGCGAGUAGAGCUUAAGUCGCUUGAGAAAUUUACCGAUUACAGUGUGCAAGUGUUGGCUUACACCCAAGCAGGUGAUGGUGUGAGAAGUGAUGUUCUUUACCUGCAGACCAAGGAAGACAUUCCUGGACCUCCGGCUGGUAUUAAAGCUGUGUCUUCCUCAUCCAGUAGUGUAGUAGUGUCCUGGUUGCCCCCAACUAAACCUAAUGGCAUAAUCCGAAAAUACACUAUUUUCUGCUCCAGCCCAGGAUCAGGACAGCCUGCACCUAGUGAAUAUGAGACAAGCCCUGAGUUCCUGCAUUACCGUAUCAUGCACCUCCUCCGGGGACAGCAGUACAUGCUGUGGGUUGCAGCAGUGACAUCAGCUGGACGUGGGAAUUUUAGCGAAAAGGUCAUGAUUGAGCCAGCUGGAAAAGCUCCAGCCAAGAUUAUUUCAUUUGGUGGCACAGUAAGCACCCCCUGGAUGAAGGAUGUCCGCUUGCCUUGCAGCUCAGUGGGGGAGCCAGCACCUGCUAUUAAAUGGACCAAAGACAGUGAAGACUCUGCAAUACCAGUAGCUCUAGAUGGGCAUCGACUGAUUCACUCCAAUGGGACACUUACCUUGCGUUCUGUUAAAGCUGAAGAUUCUGGUUACUACACUUGUACUGCCACCAAUACAUGGGGAUUUGACACCAUAAUUGUUAACCUACUAGUCCAAGUUCCACCUGAUCAGCCUCGCCUCACAGUCUCUAAAACUUCAGCAUCCUCUAUCACUCUGGCCUGGAUUCCUGGCGAUAAUGGAGGAAGUUCAAUCCGAGGUUUUGUCCUUCAGUACUCUGUAGAUAACAGUGAGGAAUGGAGAGAUGUAUUUAUCAGCUCAUCUGAGCGGUCCUUCCGCUUGGAGAAUUUGCGCUGUGGAACAUGGUACAAAGUCAAAUUGGCUGCAAAGAACAGUGUUGGGGCCGGAAGAAUAAGUGAAAUAAUUGAGGCCAAGACUCAUGGCAGAGAGCCAUCAUUUAAUAAAGAUCAGCCCCUCUUCACCCAUGUUAACUCUACUCAUGCACGCCUAAAUCUCCAUGGCUGGAAUAGUGGUGGUUGUCCAAUCACCUCUGUGAUCCUAGAAUACCGCCCACAGAACACUUGGCCAUGGCAGAGCCUUCGUGCCAAUGUAACAAGUGAUGUUUUCUUGACUGAACUUCGUGAAGCCACCUGGUAUGAGCUGAAGAUGCGGGCUUGUAAUAGUGCAGGCUGUGGGAAUGAAACCUCAAGGUUUGCCACUCUGGACUAUGAUGGAAGUACCAUUCCACCCAUUAAGUCUGCCCAAGGUGAGGGAGACGAUGUGAAGAAGCUCUUCUCCAUUGCCUCCCCAGUGAUCCUGGCCACCCUGGGGGUUGCUCUUUUAUUCAUUAUACGCAAGAAGAGAAAAGAGAAGAGGCUAAAGAGGCUUCGAGAUGCUAAAAGUCUGGCUGAGAUGCUUAUCAGCAAAAACAAUCGUAGUUUUGACACUCCAGUAAAGGGACCCCCUGCUGGUCCACGGCUUCAUAUUGACAUUCCCAGAGUACAGCUUCUAAUUGAGGAUAAGGAGGGCGUCAAACAGCUUGCAGGGGAUGAUAAAGCUACCUUGCCAGUGACAGAUGCUGAGUUUAGCCAGACGGUAAAUCCUCAGAGUUUUUGCACAGGGGUUUCCCUACAUCACCCUGCACUGAUCCAGAACACAGGGCCUCUAAUUGACAUGUCUGACAUACGUCCUGGAACAAAUCCAGUUUCUCGAAAGAGUGUGAAGUCUGCUCACAGCACUAGAAACAGGUAUUCCAGUCAGUGGACUCUAACAAAGUGCCAGAGCUCCACCCCUGCACGAACACUGACUUCUGAUUGGAGGACUGUUGGGUCACAGCAUGGCAUCACCGUUACAGAGAGUGACAGCUACAGUGCUAGUCUUUCUCAGGAUACAGACAAAGGCCGGAAUAGUAUGGUCUCUACAGAGAGUGCAUCCUCAACAUAUGAGGAGCUUGCUCGAGCAUAUGAACACGCCAAGUUAGAAGAGCAGCUACAACAUGCAAAGUUUGAAAUUACAGAAUGUUUCAUUUCGGACAGUUCUUCUGAUCAAAUGACAACAGGGACCAAUGAGAAUGGAGACAGCAUGACAUCUAUGAGCACGCCUUCAGAACCAGGCAUUUGUCGCUUUACUGCAUCACCUCCCAAGCCACAGGACAGUGAUCCUACCAAGAAUGUAGCUGUUCCUAUUCCUCACCGAGCUAAAAGUGAAUAUUGCAAUUUGCCACUCUACAUGAAAUCUGAGCCCCACUUUCGCAAGCCAGACCCUCAUGAUUCUUGUCCUGUGGUACCACCACGUGAGGCCUCCAUGCGCAACCUGAAUCGGAGUUACCAUUCUCGGCACCUUACCCUAGAACCAGGGGCCAAGCCCCCACCUGGACUGUCACACCCUACCCCUUCUGGUGUCAGUUUACCUCAGCGGACUCUGCUUUUGGCUGGAGCCUCAGCCUCUGCUCCUUCAGCACCAGCAGCCACAGCACCAUCAGCUCCAGCUGAUCCCACCCCAUCUGUUGGACCUGUAGAAAACCGCCUGCCUACUCAGCACAGCAAGAUGGGUGGCUCCAGAGACUCUCUACUGGAAAUGAGCAGUUCUGGAGGUAGCCGGGCACAGAAGCAAGGAGCUGGAGCUUACUCCAAAUCUUAUACACUGGUCUGACACCAACCAUGCCCUCCCCCAUACCACAGCACUCCCCAUCCCUUCACAGACUGCAGAGACCCACUCCCUUUCGCAGUGUCUUGGCUGUAUUUCUAUAUUUUAAAAAAUGUUUAAAAAAAAAAAAAAAAAAAAAAAAGAAGAAAUAAGGACAAAUGGAGCAAAAGAAACAGAAAAAACUUGAUGAUAAAAUACAUUUUUGUAUGAAAAAUAGCUAUUUUCUUCUUCGGGAUAAAAAAAAUUAAGAAAAGAAAUAUGCAUUUUAUCUAUGGAACCUGAGAAGAGCGCGUGAUAAAUACAUGCUGUUUACACUCUUGAUAUAACUUGAGGCAAGUGCAAUGAUGUUAGGGUUGAUGGUACGGUCUGUGGCUGUGUGCCUGGAGCUGGAUGAGUACUAACUGUGUGUUCUGGAGACAGAAAAAUAAUUAGGAUAGGGCUAGGACUGUGUAACAAGGGAAAGAUCAAGAGCUAGAGAAAGUUACAGUGUGCACAGCUGACAGAAAUAUAGGUCCCCUAUUGAGACUGACAACUGGCCGAGCUCCUGCAAGUUACAGGAAAGCUAUGGAUAUUCUUUUUAUAAUGCACAAAAGCCAUGAUUAACCUGUAAAAUAAAGCCUUCUAAACUGUGA